Conger conger (European conger) is the source of this 7867-nucleotide messenger RNA. RefSeq names its product mucin-2. The record is from RefSeq and is a predicted model, not a curated record. The coding region runs from base 150 to 6524 and encodes 2124 amino acids. NCBI's taxonomy places the organism in Eukaryota, Metazoa, Chordata, Actinopteri, Anguilliformes, Congridae. The transcript is spliced from 7 exons. Gene Ontology annotation, molecular function: small GTPase binding. Gene Ontology annotation, biological process: intracellular protein transport.
GUAAGGACGAAGAUGUCAGGAAGCACCGCGGAAUGUGGGACGCGAUGCAUGAGAUAAUGGUUUUAACUUAAUUUCCUUUCAAAGUUUUAUCGCGCGUGCCCCCCAGUAUCAACAAUAAAAAGAAACCAGACAACACCGGUCGGGCUAUAAUGUCAAAUAAUGACAGAAACUUGGAUCUGAAUUUCCUGAGUGGAGAGGAAGCGGUCUUAAUUCGAGACGUUCUAGAGCGAGAUAGGCUACUUAAAAAGAGAGAAGACGAAAGAAUAAGGAAACUCCAGGAGGCCGGGGGGGUCCGGAACUGGCUAAAGGUGGGGUCGGUGCAGGAGGCCAGAGACUUUCAGUCCAGUGCAAAGCACCAACCACAGCAGUCAUUCAGCACCAAGACCAAAGGGAAAAACUUCUCAGAGCUGACCUCAAGACCACAUGGCCUUCUGGGAAAACAGAAGGUCAACCAAACCACCGCUGCACUCUUGAAAGGUGCCUCCCUCCGGACCAGGAUCUCGUCACUGUUCUCCUUCAAGUCGCCGCAGCAGAAGGCCGAAGCCAGACUGGGCAGCGUAGGAGAGGGCAGCAGUGAUGAUGGCAGAGUCCUUCCUGUAAACACUGCGAGACCUGUCUCUGGAGCAGGAGAGCACACAAAGGAAGUUCCAUCUUUGCAAAGAGAGGCAUUUUCCCCUGCUGAGGAACACGGCCAAUUGAAGGAGACUGCAACAGGAGAAGAGGAACCAAGAUCACACACUCGCACAAGCAAGUCUGAGCCGUGUCAAAACCCUAGACACGAGGUAGUCAAGGCAUCUGCCAUCCUCACUGGGAGAAAUCCCAAGUCCCAGGGCAACACUGAGGCUGGUGCACCCCAACCCCCACAUUCACACAAUGGUGUGCUCCUCACCUCUCCGUUCUCUCAUGGUGACAAUGACAGCAAGCCGCCGUCCAGCGUGAGCCAGCUCCCGCCCUCCACCAUGCUGUCUUCUGCCCUUGCCACGGUGCUGGCCCAACCCUGGAGUAGCCGUUUCCGGAGGCAGAGAGCAGAGUCUGGCAGUGGAAAGGAAGAGGAGGAGCUGAGGCAGGAAGCAGGGGAUUGGGCUCGCUUCCUCAAGCCAUGCCGUCCAUUCACUGAGGAGGUACCAGGGUGUCCUGGCAACAAGAACAUCACCCCAAAGUCCCACCCAUUUCCUGGUUCACAGGAGCAGCAUUUUCAAGAUGAAGAUGUUUUUCCUGGACCUGACUGUAGAGACGGAGCUCACACAGAGAGUGGAAUGGCCCUCCUCCCCACCCCACCCGAGACCCCAUGCAUAACCGCCACACGCUCACUGGAUUACCAAUGUUACCGAAGGGAGUCGCAGGCCGGCUUCUUGAGUCCCCGUUUUCGGGAGCGGUCAUCUCUGCUGAGCUCCAAGCCCACCACAAGCAGCUUUCUGCUCUCACUGAGACGCCUAAGCUCUGCCAGGGGGAGUCCAUGCACCAGCUCGGCCUUUACCAACACACCGCCAGCCUCCCCAGGCAGCUGCACCCUGCCCGGUGCAAGGAGCAUCACUCAAGAGAGACCCAGGCCUUCUGGUGAGCUCAGCAGGGGUGUGUCCAUUAAAGAGGGACAGCUGCCCCCUUACACAGGGAGGACUGGCCACAGGGAACUGACAGACUGGUUGAACUCAUUGAAUGCCCAGUCACUGAAGCACAGAAACACCCUCUCCUCUUCAGAAUGCAGGAAAGGCAGCCAGCAAGAUGAUGACUAUAUUACCCCCAGCAAUUUCAUGACCAGUGCUGGAAACACGACGACUGGCACCAACCUCAACCUACUUGACUUCAGCAACACUGCAACUGACACCAACCACAAUUUACUCAGCCCAAACAAGAAUGUGACAGGCCCCGGAAAUACCACUACUAGCACCAGUCAUAACAUACUCAGCCUUGAAAGCGCUACAUCCAGCAUCAACACCACCACCUUUGGCCAGAACCACAACCUCAACAGUCACAGUACCUACAACCACACCCAUGGUCUUCUGAACACCUAUAAUGCUCGUAAAACCACUCCCAAAAGCCCCAGCACCUUGAACUCCAACACAAAUCUCAACAGCUCUGAAACUAUCAGCAGUCCAAAAACCCCCAAGUUAAACACCCUCAAAAGCACCAAAACUCCCUAUACUCCAUUCGGAAGCAACUCCUCUAAAAGGACUUACCCCCCUUUAAGCCCAAACACUCCCAUCACUCCUGGCACCAUCAAAAGCCCCAACACUCUAUUUAGCCCCAGGAUACCUAUAAGCACUAAUGCUCCUCUAAGCCCAAAUACACCCACCACUCAUAGCACCCUUAGAAGCCCCAACACUCCAUUCACCCGCAAGACACCAGUUAGGACUAACACUCCUUUAAGCCCAAACACACCCAUCACUCCUGACAGCCUCAGAAGCCCUAACACUCCCAGUACUCUGUUCAGCCCCAAUACCUGCACUUACACUCCUUUAAGCCCAAACGCUCCCAUCACUCCGGACACCCUCAAAAGCCCCAACACUCUAUUUAGCCCCAGGACACCUAAAAGCACUACUUCUCCUCUAAGCCCAAACACACCCACCGCUUACAACACCCUUCGAAGCCCCAACAGCCCAUUCAGCCCCAAGUCACCAGUUAGCACUAACACUCCUUUAAGCCCAAAUAAAUCCAUCACUCGUGACCACCUCGAAAGGCCUAAUACCAGUACUCAGUUCAGCCCCAACACCUGUACUUACACCCCUGUAAGCCUGAACACGCCCAGCUCUUUUAAGGCCCACAGAAGCCCCACCACUCCAUUCAGCCCCAAGACACAUGUUAGCACUAACACUCUUUUGAGCCCGAACAUACCCAUCACUCCUGACAGCCUCAGAAGGCCUAAUACUGCCAGUACUGUCUUCAGCCCAAACACCUGUACUUACACCCCUGUAAGCCCAAACACUCCCAUUCCUCCAGAGGCACCCACAAGCCAGAACACUUCAUUCAGCCCCAAGACACCAGUUAGCACUAACACUCCUUUAAGCCCAAAUAAAUCCAUCACUCGUGACAACCUCGAAAGGCCUAAUACUGCCAGUACUCAGUUCAGCCCCAACACCUGUACUUACACCCCUGUAAGCCCAAACACUCCCAUUACUCCAGAGACACCCAAAAGCCAGAACUCUCCAUUCAGCUCCAGGUCACAUAUUGGCACUACCACCCAUCUAAGUCCAAACACGCCCAUCUCUUUUAACACCCACAGAAGCCCAACCACUCCAUUCAGCCCCAAGGCACCAGUUAGCGCUAAGACCGCUGUAAGCCCAAACUCACUCAUUACUCCAGAGACACCCAAAAGCCAGAACACUCCAUUCAGCUCCAGGUCACAUAUUGGCACUACCACCCAUCUAAGUCCAAACACGCCCAUCUCUUUUAAGGCCCACAGAAGCCCCACCACUCCAUUCAGCCCCAAGACACAUGUUAGCACUAACACUCUUUUGAGCCCGAACAUACCCAUCACUCCUGACAGCCUCAGAAGGCCUAAUACUACCAGUACUGUCUUCAGCCCAAACACCUGUACUUACACCCCUGUAAGCCCAAACAUUCCCAUUCCUCCAGAGACACCCACAAGCCAGAAUACUUCAUUCAGCCCCAAGACACCAGUUAGCACUAACACUCCUUUAAGCCUAAAUAAAUCCAUCACUCGUGACAACCUCGAAAGGCCUAAAACUGCCAGUACUCAGUUCAUCCCCAACACCUGUACUUACACCCCUGUAAGCCCAAACACGCCCACUACUCCCGAGACACCCAAAAGCCAGAACACUCCAUUCAGCUCCAGGUCACAUAUUGGCACUACCACCCAUCUAAGUCCAAACACGCCCAUCUCUUUUAACGCCCACAGAAGCCUCACCACUCCAUUCAGCCCCAAGACACAUGUUAGCACUAACACUCUUUUGAGCACGAACGCACCCAUCACUCCUGACAGCCUCAGAAGGCCUAAUACUGCCAGUACUGUGUUCAGCCCAAACACCUGUACUUACACCCCUGUAAGCCCAAACACUCCUAUUACUCCAGAGGCACCUACAAGCCAGAGCACUUCAUUCGGCCCCAAGAGACCUGUUAGCACUAACACCCCUUUAAGUCCAAACACACCCGGGACUGCAGUUAGCUCAAACAAACCUAUAAGCACUAACAUAUCCACAAGUCCCAACACUUUCAACAGGCUCAACCGCCAAAAUAUUUUAAACAGCAGCAAAUCUCUCUCUAAUGGAAAUGUUGGGACUGUUGAUAGCGUCGACAUUUCCGCUAUCAAUAGUCCAAACUCACCCAUCAGUCACAAACACUUAAGCAGCUCACCCUGCUCUGGAUCCACUCUGAACAGCACUAAGGUUCCCAGGCUCUUCUUGUCUAGGACACAGCCAGUGGAGGACCAAGCCAAAGCAAAUCACACAAUCAUCCCCUCAAAUGCAGAACUAGAGGGUGUGGCCAGUUGCUCUACAGGUAAGGGGAAGGGUGGGCCUGAAGCCUUGAAGAGGCCCAUCUCACCAUCUCAUUACCCAUUGCUGAGGAGGACAUCACACACCAUGGAAGAACCCCCAUUUUUCUCCUCCCUCAGAACAGCUGGUUCCUCACCCUGUCUCUUAUCUCCAGACCCAGACCAGACUGUGACCCCCUGGAGAUGCCACCUUUCCCAGGGUCACAACCCCUCCUCCAUGUUCACAUUUGACAGUGGUAGGGACUUUCUUUUGGUCAAAUCAGAGAAACAGGCUCCCUUGCAAAACACCUCUGCCCCUUCCCUCAGUUCUUCCCAACCACUGUACAGCAGGGACGCUGAAUUGCCACCCUCCACUCUCGCUCCCCACCAUGUAUCCUGGUCAUCUGACAGGUCAUGGGCUGUUCCUAUGGACUCCACUGGCAAUAUCACAAGUCCCCACUCCUAUGAGCCGGGUGGGGAAACUUCUCUUCCUGUGCAGUUCAGUGUCUCAGCACAUCUGAGGACCCAGCCCCAGAGCAACGCACCCGCCGGCUGCAAGACAUCCCAGGAUAUGUUCUCAUUUGUGCCUGAGACCAACCCUCAGUAUUCUGCCACAGGUAUAGGCAGCAUCAAAGGAAUGAGGACAGACAGCACACUUCAACUCAGUGCCUUGCAGCAUCCAGAGUGCAAACCCCAAAUGUCCCCAAACCAGAGCCCAGCCAGCACAGACCAUUUCAACCAAUCUUUUACCAGCAUCAUUGACUCUCCCACUAACCAGGGCAGUAAGAGGAUUGGGGAAAGCUUAAAUAAAUAUUCCCACAGUCUCCCACCACCCAAAACAUGCAUUCCACCUACCAAGUCAAAGGGGAUUGUGGGUAAUAAGGAGUGUGACUCACUGGUGGAAGAACAUGAUCCUGCAGUGUCUAUGAAGCACUCAUCUAUUAACAGAAGCCCUUUAAUGUUCAGCAGUAAGAACAAUAACUUUAGCCCACCUGUUCCUGGGAUAGCAACUCAACCUGUGGCGCCCAUGUGUGAUGGAUCAGGCAAAAGUGUAACAGAGGGGAAUAAAGGCAACCCUAAAGUCUACCAGGUGCCAAGUAGCAUAGAAAUGACCAAACACUUCCAUGAUGAAUCUCUGACCACAAGAAAAAAGAGCAUUAGCAUGAUUAACAUGUCCAGCCUAGUUUCCGAAGGUAGCUGGGCAGGGGAUCCAGGCAGGUGGCAGGAUGCUGGGGUGCUAAGACCAUUGAACCAUGAGAACAAGACAGGGAGCAGAAAACCCAGAAAUCAGCGGGAAGCUGCGGGUAUGCACCUGCCCAAAGAGAGCACCCAGCCUGGGCCUGUGCAAAAUGGCAAUAGGCGUGGUCUGAAGAAUGACAACAAGAACCACUCCUACCAAAGGUAUGCAACUGUUCCAGGCAGGCCCAGCUGCUUUGACAUCAAUUCAGAGAAUGUGGAAUAUGAGAAUGCCUUCUAUAGCACCUCCACUGAUGCCACAUACCCAAGGAGCCAGAGGAGGAAGUCAACAUCUUUCUGUGAGCCUGAGGAUGUGAGGCAGGCCAACAUCAAUAGCCUCUCCCCCUCCACUUCCCUCUCCCCCACUAGGGUCUUUGGCCUUUAUCAUGGACGCUCGUUCUCUGUGAGCAGUGUGCACUCCAGCCGCCCCUCGGGUUGUGGCCGCAUCUCCACGGGUCGCAAAUUGGGCAGCAGUCUUGACCUCUGUAGCGCAGAUGUUGAUGUAACAUCCUGGGGGCUUAUAGACCUUGGGGCCGAUGUCCAGCAAAGAGCUACCCAGAGUUUCUCCUUGAACCUGGACCAAGACACUACCCUUGAAAGAAAUCUUCCCCCUUACCAUUCAGAGAUGUCCCUCUCCCCCCUUCCAUCACCCCCAGAGUCCCCCAGACCCUCUCGUCGCAUCAGCUCCUCAUCCACCACAAGCCGGUCGACCCUGGACACUGCAUCACCAAGGAGCCGCCUACCCUCCAGAGGCUACAGGUCCAGCCUCUCUGCCUUCGAGGAAUCAGACUCAGACACCACCACGGAUGAUGAGUACUACCUUAGCCCAGACCGGGGCGAGAGGGAAACAGAGCUGUAGUGGUGACAGUCGAGGAGAGCAAGUGGAAUACCGGGAAUCAGGACUGUGUUGUGGGUGUGGAUGGGGAAUGCAGUUUCAUGCUGUUAAUGUCAAUGCUGCAGGUGACAUGUCUACCAUGUCUACAAGUGUACCAUGUAGGUGAAGUUUUAUUGGGGAAAUAUUCUGUGUGGUUUCCCUGAGGCCCCUGCGCUUCUGUUAUUCUUUAUUUAUUUUUGCCUAACCAGCGUCAAGCAGAGGGGCGCUGGGCUAAUUGGAAUGUGGUGUAGUGGUUGAGCACCCAUUUAAAUGGUUAAUUUGCAUGUUGAAACUAUGGGAAAGAUGUUGCUGUUAUGUUUCUGAAGGAGGCACUCCUCCCAAAUUGCUUCAAUAAUUAAGCUGCUGUUUAUAUGAACCUUCAUUUGAUAUAAGGCAUGUUUUCCUACCUGGGAGAGGGCAUUGGCAAGGCUCAUAAAUCAUGUGAUGCAACCCAGAUCUUGGCACUGACUGAAAGCUUGUGCCCCACCCAGAAAUCAUUACACAUCUGAUGGGUUGGGCUUUUUUAAGGAACAUUUCCAGGGGCCAAAGCUCAAAAUGGUUUUACGUAUCAGUGAGUGAGUGAAAGCUAUUAUUGACUCUGGGUCACAUUUCUGGUUUGGUUUGAGCCUCAGAUAUGAUUUCUGCAUUUCUAAAAGUGCCAAAUGCAUGUCAUUUUCAGGUGAUUGUCAUUGACUGUCAUUAAAUAUUAUAAAAGAUGCUCAGAUACAAGAUAUUCUGAUUAAGUAUUGUAACAUUUCUCAAAACUGACAUACACAUACAAAUUCAAAUACAAACCAAUGGGAAUAUUAUUAUAUAAUAUAUUCUGCACAUUAGGUUUUGAAUUCAGCCUUCCACAUAGACACCAUUAUUCACUCGUAAGUGGAACAGGAGUGAAAAAUAAAUAGGCUAAAGUCUUAGUUUUAAAAUUAAAAUUCACUUAUGUAUCUAUUAUGAAUAACUGUAGCACCUUCAAAUUAGAACAGACACGUGACAAUGUACACUAUUAUUGAACCGUAAAGUUCACUUUCAGGUUGUCCAUCAUGUGCUUUAAUGCACUUUAUAGGCAAGUGACCUUAAAUAGGACUAGUUUCUGUUUCAGGCAGAAGUGUGUAUUCUGAGCCAUCACCAGGUAGAGGUCUGGGUUGCUAUGGCUCUGUCACUUAGUCAGCUGUUGAAAACCUAUUUAAGCAUGUCAUAGAUUUAAUUGUGGACAUUUUUCCAGAUGUCUUUUUUUGUUAACAGUGCUGUACCUCUGGAAAGUAGGUGCUUUUUACAGUGUAAAACAUUCAUGUACAUACUGUUCUAAUAAAAAAUCAUUUGUGGCUGGA